GGUCACCGAGUAGGUAACCGUGGAUGAAUGGUAUAAUUCCCAAAAGAUAUCUAUCUACCUGUGCGACAAAACUGCUUGGUAGCGACCGUACAGCAGAUCUACCUGUAUCAAAACAAAGAAGACAGGCUCUAACCUGCGCUAUUAUGUCUUAAUGUCAAUAAGAAUACCACAAUAAACGUGACAAUAAUGUAAUCGGUUAAUAGAGUUCUAAAGUAGAAUGUCCUGCUAAUUCCUCGCGUUUUCAUCCACUUGAAUUAUUUGCAUACUGGAUUUGGAUUUACUUUAUUUAUUGUGCGAGCAUUGAAAAUGGAUUUAAGCAUGAUACACCGACUUCUGAAGGAAGGUUGUAAAAUAAUUGCUCAAAUAGAGCGAAGAAUAUAUUGAUUACAUGAUACAUAUGUAUGAUGUACUUUGUUUAUCGUUGAAACGUGACGGAAGAGCUAAGUUUGUUUGUUGUAUCUGCCUUAUUGUACCUGUACAGGAUUUUGAAAUUGACGUUUGCAUUAUAAAACAUGCAGAUAGACGCAUGAAAAUACAUAAUAGUAUACAAGUACCUAUAUAAAACAGAUGCUGAAAUGUUUCUUUUUCCUCCGUGUCAAACAGGAAUAAACAAAAGAAAUAAGCACCUACACUUACCUUUCGGUUAGUGGCGAUUACAAUAGUGUAAUUGUAGAUAUAGAUCCACGUAUAUGAUGUUUCAGCAAAAUUAUAAGAGAAUUAAAUAAAUAAACCUGUGACGAUCAUACUAAACAGGUGCAAUAAUUCUGCAACCUUCGAAAGUGGGGAAAUCCAAACUAACUGUUACACCAGUGUGCAGCAAAGUUUCCUUGUUUUGUAUUGACCCAAUGUAUUGCGCCGUUUUUUGCUUUUUGUCCAACUACAAUAUAUUUCCCAAAAUUAGUAGUUUUUGGAUAUCAAAACGCCAUUAAAUAUCCUGAAGACGUUUUUGAUAAUUAUCCCAAAAAGGCACUUAAGAAUGAUUGCUUGUUUCUGAAUAACAUUUACAUUUACAUACAAAUAAUAAAUUCACUUAUAGGUACUAGAUACGUAAUAGGUGUUGUUGGUAGGAAAACAUUUUGCAACAUUCCGCAAUAGCUAUGUUCUAAAAUUCGGCCUACGUUUUUGAUUAUGAAUUAAGUAGGCAUUUGGUUUCAUGUCGGACGUCGAUGGAAACAUGUAGUAGGUACUGACGCUGUAGGUACGACGUAUGUAUAGGUACAUAUUAUUUGUAUGUAGUUGAUCGCGAUCUUGAUUGAAAACCCCAAUUAUAUGUGAGUCACAGGCGGAUUACACAUUUGUAUUAUGUUGUAGUUUCGCCUAUUUUGUUGAUAUUUUCACUGGAAUGCAGCAGUCAAGUUUGAGUCACGUCUUAGAUAUUUACCUACACUAUCACUGGCGCAAUAAAAAUUUUAGUCGAUACGCCAGAUGUCUCGGACUUAAAUUUUGAGAAAGAAAUUGAAGAUAGACAAUGAAUUCAUGACCUGUGAAAUUUCAUGCACUAGAAUCGUAGCAAUGACGUGAGUGGGAAUUCCAGCAUUUUCUGAGAAUGUAUGUUCCAAUCGGAGCCUAUAAUAAUAAUUAAUCAUAGAUCUACGUUUGUAUGUACAUCCAAGAACGUAAUGUAUGUUUAUUGGAGGAGUCGCGAAAUAGAAAAAAUUCGGAAUUGAAUUUUAAAGAAAUGGAACCGGUUAAUUAGACUCGUACUUAUCAUGUUUUAAUUACCAUUUUAUUGCCUCGCAUAAUAUAAUAGAAAGUCAAUCGCCUUUCCGUAAGUGUAUAAAUUUUUAAAUAACCGGAGUCCUUGCAUGUCAUUGAACAAAAAGGCUAGAAGGAUAUAUAUUACUAUUAUCAUUCGCCAUGGGAAAAUAAGAAAAAAAAUGACGUAUCUAUAAUGAAGACGUAAUGGGACGAAAGUUUCUUCUAUGAAGACGUCAAUCGUCAGUGAUCACGGUGGCGACAGGUUUUAUUAUGGUUGUAGAAGUGAACAACCGUUUUCGACGAAAAUAAGUUGUACUUAUAAAUGUGUAACAAAACAUAAUUGUUUUCCUUGUAAAUAAGAUGUACGCGAUAUGGACGGUGGAAAAAAUGAAAUUAAAAUGUUGUUCUAACGCAUUAAUAGUCUGCGUCAUCCGUUUAAUACUGUGUUAAAGCCAAGCAGUACAGAACAAUAAUUAAUUACGACAUGUGCGAAACGAUGAGUGUGCUAGGAGAGGAGACGGCGGCAGCGCUUUGCGCCGAAGCGUCUUAAACGGACGCACGAACGGAGUCAGAGAGAGGAUCGCGUAAGGAUGGGGCGCAGCAGCGUCGAGGUCGUUUCCAGGAAGUAGGAUGCUAUGACGACACCCGGAGUUUCUCGGCACAUACCCGGAAGCGACGUCUAGUAGUACAAGGCGCAGAAUAGGCGAUAUGGCUUUUGAUUUGAGCUGUGCCAGCUUCUCUCAAACAACGACUUAACUUAAGCUGGCUGUGUCUGCACCUGUAUCGUGGUAGGGGCACACACAACACGGACUUUUAUCAAUGGAGGGAGGAGUCGCCCGUUGGACCCACCCUAGCGGUUUGUAAAACGCGGAUAUUGUCCGUUCGAGAUAUAUAAUUGUCAGUUGACGUUUUGACCACAAGCUCGACGUUAGUGUCAUGUUAUAACACCUGACGAUCACGCCGCGUGUACUCAUACGUACACUCUCAUCCGGUGUCGACACAUACACAUAUCCUUCGCGUAUCCUAUUCAAGGAGUUAGUUGUGUUAUAAAAGAAGUCGUUCCAAACGCUGUAACGUUCAUUUUGUGUUUGUCGUCUUUUUUGUUUUGCCAUGUCCAGUGACUGUCGUGGUGGUUUUUUUGGUGCGAGCGAACACGAUUCUUUAACGAGUUACGGCCACAUCCAGGGGAUGUUAGAUCGGGAUCAAAGAACAGCAAAAUUGAGGUGUCGAAGGGAAGAAGACGCCGCCGACAGUAGAAUGUACCAGUGGUCAAUAAUGAACGAUUGCACGUAUCCGUAUAGCUGCUGCCGGAAGAAUACAACGAAGCACUUAUCGGAUACGUUUCGUCCUUCGUGGUAUUACUUCUGCAGUAAAAAUAGACGGACGUCACGAAUAACUCGGACGAAAGCGUACCUUCGGCGAGCCUUCCAAAGAUUAAAACAAGCUCUCAUUGUGAGCGUCUACCUUCUUGGCUUCGUGAGCGUACCUUGUUCGUUAACGGCUCCGACUGUUAGGGGUAAUAAUAACGUUAUGGUCGACAACGAUAGAAUGCACUCGACGCCCAAAUGGGUCAACCCGUGCAAUAUUCGACAUGAUGAGGAGACAACUUUCGCCGGCGAAGCUGUACCGAACGUCGAUUUGGUCACUCAAAUCGUUCACCAAGCUAGAAUUGCCAGCAACUAUGCCGAACAGUUCAAGGAAGAAUUUGCCCAAACGAUGUUUAAUACACCAUUCGAAAAACUGCAUCAGUCGUGGACACAUGUCAACUUCAAUUGGCUUCCUACCAAAGAACAAAUUCCGAAAUCUUUGGGAGUUCCGCUUUCAAACCAGUAUUUAGAAUCCGUGGAAGACGAGAUCCUGUUAGACGCAUACGAAAACUUACAAAGGAUUGCGGUGGGCCUGGAACAGGUGGUCUGGGACCAGGAAGACGAACAGGGGCCGUUCGCGGACCGAUUCAUGCAAGCCGAGUACAAUUUGCGCGCGUUGCUUUGCGAAAUUCAAACGGCGAUCUACGAAAGAGGGUUGGAAAUGCGACCGGACGUAACUAGAGAUAUAAUGGCGCCAGACGAAAGAAAUAAUGAAAACAAUACCAAAACUUCCAAAAAUCUGAGGGCCCUAAUAGUUUACAGGGAUUACAUGAAUGCUCUCGAAUACGUCAUCGAAUCCUUUACACAUUUAAAAAGCAAAGUGUAGUAGUGAUGUACCUUCCUAGCGGAUGAUGAUGACGUUUUAGUAAGCGUAGUGAAAUGUUAAUUGGGGUCCUUUGGUUAUUGUAUCUACGUCGCCCUACACGAAGCUUGCCGGUUCCAAGAAGACUAAUUAUUAUAUUUUAUUAAUAGAAUAGUAGGUGCCCUAAACGAGGUGUAGACCAUUUUUCUUAUUUUCCUCUUCAAUCCACAACAAUUUUACUAACUUAACGUGUAAUAUAUACUUUGUAUUUUUAUCAAUUAUUUAUACAUUAUUUAUUAGCGUAUUUUGUACAUAAUUAUUUAAUGUCUCCUUGGUAAGUAAUUAAACAGUAUUUUCGGAGUAAUAAGCCCGUGGCUUACCUCCAACACUAGCCUAUUAAUUAUUAUUA
Agrilus planipennis (emerald ash borer) is the source of this 4276-nucleotide messenger RNA. RefSeq lists its product as uncharacterized. Bases 2809 to 3891 code for a protein of 360 amino acids. NCBI's taxonomy places the organism in Eukaryota, Metazoa, Arthropoda, Insecta, Coleoptera, Buprestidae. The record is from RefSeq and is a predicted model, not a curated record. The transcript has 5 exons.